Epinephelus lanceolatus (giant grouper) is the source of this 4388-nucleotide messenger RNA. RefSeq names its product UDP-Gal:betaGlcNAc beta 1,4- galactosyltransferase, polypeptide 4 (gene b4galt4). Gene Ontology annotation, molecular function: galactosyltransferase activity. Gene Ontology annotation, biological process: carbohydrate metabolic process. Gene Ontology annotation, cellular component: Golgi apparatus. The record is from RefSeq and is a predicted model, not a curated record. Lineage: Eukaryota; Metazoa; Chordata; Actinopteri; Perciformes; Serranidae.
AAACCAGUUACGUUAUAUUAUCAAAAGACAGCAGACACUUGCGUUUCACUUAAAUCUGGUCAGUUUGUGUUCGGGCUCCGUGAUGCGCUACUGUUAGCUUAAUGUUUAACUUUUACAGCACUUUCACAGUAAAUCCACACACCGUUACAUCCGCAUUCGUCAGCUAGCUAACAGCUAAUAACGUUGCGUUAACUCUGAGCUCAUCUGGGCACAGCUGCAGCCAGCUCUCGGAACAGAUUAGAGACAUCACUGUUAAAAAACAUGGACAGUGAUCGGGAGAAGAAGCAGCUGUCUGGGAUGUAAAAGAGUUGUCGGAGAAGUCAAGGUUUUUGCCUCACCCCCUGAAGCUGGAUUUUGAGGGUUCAGCGAUGGAUUUUCACCAAUAAGUUUUCCUUACUUCACAGAGCUUAUACACUUGAUUCACUGUUUUGUUCAGCAGCAUGUUUCGCCGCCAUGGGAUGACUGGUCAGUGAAACUGUGACUCACAGUAUUUCUGCUGAAAUGUCCUGCACAGACGAAAUACCUUAAACUAGAACUAACAGCAUCUACGGUUGCCAUUUUACUAUUUGACAUCAGCGCAGUCACACAGCCAUGGGUUUCUGUUCGCCUGUGUGCAAGAUUUUGCGGAGGGGAAAGUAUUUUGUACUGCUCCUUCUCUCGCUCUCAGUGCUUGCAUGGAUCGCGACUUUUUCAGGCGAAACAGUGAAAUCUGGACAGGUUUCCUCUGCCACGCCACAGACUCUUGCCAAAGGAGACACCCUAAGGGAUAAAGUCAACACUUGGACAGCGGCACCCGAUCACGUAAACACUCCAGCACCAAAAGAAGAAUGUCCUGAGGAGUCACCAUUGCUACAGGGAGCUGUGAAGCUGUCAUUUGAAUCCUCUCUGAAACUGAAGGAUGUGGAGAGUGAGAACAAAGGAGUGACUGAGGGUGAAUACGAGCCCUCGGACUGUACAGCGAGGCAGAGCGUAGCCAUCCUCAUCCCUCAUCGCAGCAGAGAGAGACACCUCCUCUACCUCUUACACCACCUGCACCCCUUUCUGCAGAGGCAGCAGCUACACUACGCCAUUUAUGUCAUCCAGCAGGCUGGUGAUGCAACUUUCAACCGUGCCAAGUUACUCAAUGUCGGGUAUUUGGAGGCACUGAAGGACUACAGUUGGGAGUGCUUCAUCUUCCAUGAUGUGGACCUUGUUCCUGAAAAUGAUCAUAAUUUAUAUGUCUGUGACAAGCAGCCCAAACACUUGGUGGUUGGCCGGAACGCCACAGGAUACAAGCUGCGUUACAAAGGCUACUUCGGAGGAGUCACAGCUAUGACCAAAGACCAGUUUUUUCAAGUGAAUGGAUUCUCAAACACAUACUGGGGUUGGGGUGGAGAAGAUGACGACCUUCGCAUCAGGGUGGAGCUGCAGAAAAUGAAGAUUGUGCGUCCGCCCGCUGAUGUGGCUCGCUACACCAUGGUGUUUCACAAACGGGACAGUGGCAAUGAAAUAAACAAAGACAGGAUGAAGUUGUUGGGACGAACACCACAGGUGUGGAGAAAGGAUGGACUGAACAGCUGCUCAUAUAAGACUUUGUCGAUAGAGAGGUUCCCUCUUUACGUGAAUGUUACUGUGGACAUUGGUAAGCCACAGAGUUGAGAUUUCAAACAGGAACCCCCCCUCCGCUGUGACCAAAAAUUAUUUUAUAUUUUCUACAGUAUGUUACGGCCACUGAGUGCAGGAAGGUGACUACAUGUGUACGAGACUCCAUAUUAAGCACACAAAAUGCACAUUGUUUGAAUUAGUUUACAUUAUGAAAUUAAGUGCACAUUUCUGCAUAUCAUGCUGCUUUUAAUUCACCAUAUUGUUACCAGUCUGCAAAACAAAAUCAAUGAGUGUUUUUUUUUUUCUUUUAAGUAAUAAUUGGCUUUGGUCAAACAAAGAAAUUGCUGCAAUACAGCUGCCAGACUUAGAUUAACUUAUUCAUAUGCCUCAUUAUUUGCCUGCAUAAUAUAAUACAGCAUAAAACAUGCUGAUAUUGGACAAUGUGUAUUUUGUGUGCUUUAUUCUACAGCUGCAUCGACUUUUUCUAAACAUCUACAGACACAAGCAUUGUCACUUGUUUUGCCUAACUCGAUCUUGUCUUAGGAGUGUCUGUGAGGCACAGAUUGAUCUCCCUUUUUUUGUUCCUGUAAUAUUUCUAACUAGCAUGUGGUGACCUCACACAUUUCCCAGAAGUCUAAUCAGAUAAACUGAGAAAAUAUCUUUGUAGGUGUGCAGAGCCCUUAAGAUUAAGUUAAUGUUUAGAGACAUCACCCCCCCCCCCUUAAGAGUCAUCAUUGCUUAACAGUGUUGAAGCACAGUUGAUGUAAUCAGGCUUUUUAGGUACGGAUCACAAAAAUAAUCUUUAAUAUCUAAAUAUAAAUACAUUAAAUCAUUUAAAUGAAUUACAAACAAAAUGAUUACUAAGUAGCAACAUGGUUUCUAGGUUAAAUGCAUCUUUAACUGCGGAGUCUAACCAUUGGUUAGUCAGUGUUCUGGCAAAAACAAUAAUUAGAGGACCACAAAACAAAGUAAUGGCCGUUUCUAUGUUGUUGUGUUUUGUUUUUUUUUUAAAGAUUAUUUUUUUGGGCUUUUUGCCUUUAAAGGACAGGACAGAUUGAAAUGGGGUGAGAGAGAGUGGGGGUUGACAUGCAGCAAAGGGUUGCAAGCCGGAGUCGAGCCUGCGACCGUUGCAGCGAGGCAUAGCCUCUGUACAUGGGGCGCCGGCACUAUCCACUACGCCACCGACGCCCCGUUUCUAUGGUUUGUUGACUGAUACAAUAAUAGCUGUCUCAGGCCUUGGAUGGCACGGUGAUGCAGUGGCUAGCACUUUCACCUUACAACAAGCUGGUUUGGGGUUCGAACCUGUGCCCAUCUGUGUGGAGUCUGCAUAUUCCCCCAUGUUAGCGAGGGUUGUCUCAGAGAAAACCUUCAAAGGUCAGGUUACAGUAAUUAUUGACUGUGUGUGUGUGUGUGUGUGUGUGUGUGUGUGUGUGUGUCAGCCCUGUGAUAGUGUUGUAACCUGUCCAGAGUCUGCCCCACCUUUACCCAGUGACAGCUGGGAUGAGCUCCCCACACCACCCUAAGUAGGACAACAGGUUACAGAUAAUGUAUGGAUUGAUCUGAGGUCUUUCUCAUCUUAAACCUUGCUAGUAACAUACUCCUCUUUUCAUAAAGUGAGGAAAUAAACCAACAAAUAUAAUUACUUAGGGUAUAAAGGGACAAUAACAAGAACCCUGGGUACAGAAGAAGAAAAGGCUCAAGGACAUCUGAAAAGCAAUAAUAAUAUAUAGAGGGCUGGUCAUAUCAAUUGAUAUUCAAUAGAAAUAUGUUAUUGUGAAAACUGAUCAUGUAUAUUGAUAGUGGUCAACUGUUAGAACAUUUCUGCUCUUGGGAUUUGGUGGCACUUUAAAGAUCGGACUGCUCUAGAAUAAACCUAUACUAUUAGUUAAACACUAAAAAGAGGCUCAGGCUGCCUUAUGCCAACUGACUUUAUUCCCAGAACUUAAUAACCUUGACCAAUUUUUUUAUUUUUUUUUUAUCUUGAAAAGUAGUUUCUUUGAGCCAAAAUGAUAAGAUAUGAUUUCUUAUGUUGCAUGACUUUUAAUAUAUGGCCUUAUAUGCUUUUUUUAAGCAGGCAUUGAUGGGUGGUGGAUUCUUAUUUAUUACAUUAACAUGUUUAAAAUGAUAACUGUAGUCUUUUGAGACCAAUCAGUUUAACUUUUUUUACUGUUAUCCUAUGUGAAGAAAUUUCCGUCUAGAAAAAGCUGCAUACUUAUGCUUUUGAUCACUGCAUGCUGCCUUCAGCAGUGCCUUCACACUGUCGCUGAACUGCAUCUGCAGUUUGCUGUUGCCAUUAUGAAGCUCCCAAAUGAGAGUUACAUUGUUUUACAUUUCAAAAAACCGAAGUACACGUUUUCUAGAUUGUUGGCGGUCUGACCACCUGUGUCAUGUUCACUUUUUGGUCACAUUUCAAACACGAAUGAAUGUCUUAUGGUUGUUUUUCUACUGUGGGUUGAAAACUUUUACAUGUGAAAAAAUAUUAUUAAGCUUCGACUCCUCAAUAGGAUUUUGUAAAAUGAUAGCAACCAAGAAAAUUUUGGUAAUAUUGUAGCAUCGAACAUCUCACUGACAUAUUUUAUUUGUACUUUAUAUGAAAUCAUUGUAUGAAAUUCAAAGUGAUGCCAUAUUAACUCUUUGGGAAUGUCACCUGGUGGAUUUAUUUCGAAUGUUUGUUUGUUGAUUUGGGAUGAUUUGUCUUUUUGUGUGUGUGUGUGUGAUGAUGGGAGAAGGAGAUCAUGCUUUUCACUUCUAAUAGAAUUAUUUUCUCUUUAGAACUCAUGUAUAAUAAAUAGUAUUUUUUCUUA